This is a messenger RNA of Drosophila eugracilis, 667 nucleotides long. It is a transcript of the gene Bin1, whose product is annotated as histone deacetylase complex subunit SAP18. The coding region runs from base 126 to 578 and encodes 150 amino acids. NCBI's taxonomy places the organism in Eukaryota, Metazoa, Arthropoda, Insecta, Diptera, Drosophilidae. The transcript has 2 exons. Gene Ontology annotation, biological process: negative regulation of DNA-templated transcription. Gene Ontology annotation, molecular function: transcription factor binding; transcription corepressor activity. Gene Ontology annotation, cellular component: nucleus. The record is from RefSeq and is a predicted model, not a curated record.
GGCGCUUAGCAACACUGACUUUUUGGGAGUAAAAAAAAAAGUGAAGCCCAAACAUUGUCUGAAAAAAUUAAAUUUUGUAUUAAAUCUCAGCAAAAAAGUAUUUAAUAUUAACAGAUCAGGAAAACAUGGCCAACGUGGAGUCUAUGAUUGUUGAGGAAAAGACGCAUGUCAAGCAGAUCGACCGCGAGAAGACUUGCCCCCUGCUUCUUCGGGUAUUCUGUUCCACGGGACGGCACCACUCCGUCUCCGAGUACACUUUUGGCAAUGUGCCUACCAAUGAACUGCAGAUCUACACCUGGCAGGAUGCCACCCUACAUGAACUAACUUCCCUAGUACGCGAUGUUAAUCCUGAUACCAGAAAAAAGGGAACCUACUUCGAUUUUGCUGUUGUGUACCCCAACUUCCGGAAUAAUCACUUUCAGAUGCGAGAAAUUGGAGUGACCUGCACCGGCCAAAAAGGUAUUGAUGAUAAUAAGACUCUAGCUCAGGCAAAAUUCUGCAUUGGAGACUUCCUGGACAUCUCGAUAACGCCGCCCAACCGCCUGCCGCCCACUGCCAGGCGCCAGCGUCCAUACUGAUGCCUCUUCACAAUCUAUUCUAAUCAUUUUUAAUCUUUCACUUGACACUCAAUGGAGUAUGGAAAUAAUUAUAAGUGGAAUACAAGUAA